UGGUUUUACUGCGACACCAGGUACAAGAUCGCCGGGCAAUGGUACGGCAUCCCAAAAAUCGUGUCAAAAUCUCAAACGCUAGCUACAGAAGUGGUUUCUUCAACCUCGGAUGAAAUCAUCUUCAAACUAAGACAGGAAUACAAGCCCAAGCUCAGCCCGGCUUCGAAAGCGGUCAACAGUCUCGUAAGCUUGAAAUUGGAGAAAGACGCUGAGGGGCUGGAGAAAGUGGUCUAUCAUAAAGAUAUGUGGAACGAGAAGGAUUAUAGUCAUGAGGGGUUGGGGAAGCUGUUCAAGACGCUGAAUGGGGAUCACUUGACCAAGAUCACGCCGCCACCGAAGAGCUUGUGA
This is a messenger RNA of Mollisia scopiformis, 348 nucleotides long. RefSeq lists its product as uncharacterized. The record is from RefSeq and is a predicted model, not a curated record. Lineage: Eukaryota; Fungi; Ascomycota; Leotiomycetes; Helotiales; Mollisiaceae. The annotation marks the transcript as partial. The transcript is spliced from 2 exons.